Procambarus clarkii (red swamp crayfish) is the source of this 1149-nucleotide messenger RNA. Lineage: Eukaryota; Metazoa; Arthropoda; Malacostraca; Decapoda; Cambaridae. The record is from RefSeq and is a predicted model, not a curated record.
AUGCCAGGAGGACUACCCUCCAAGCUACUCCAGGACUACCCUCCAAGCCACGCCAGGAGGACUACCCUCCAAGCCACGCCAGGAGGACUACCCUCCAAGGCACUCCAGGAGGUCUACCCUCCAAGCCACUCCAGGAGGACUACCCUCCAAGCCACUCCAGGAGGACUACCCUCCAAGCCACGCCAGGAGGACUACCCUCCAAGCCACUCCAGGAGGACUACCCUCCAAGCCACGCCAGGAGGACUUCCCUCCAAGCCACGCCAGGAGGACUACCCUCCAAGCCACUCCAGGAGGACUACCCUCCAAGCCACGCCUGGAGGACUACCCUCCAAGCCACUCCAGGAGGACUACCCUCCAAGCCACGCCAGGAGGACUACCCUCCAAGCCACUCCAGGAGGACUACCCUCCAAGCCACGCCAGGAGGACUUCCCUCCAAGCCACGCCAGGAGGACUACCCUCCAAGCCACGCCAGGAGGACUACCCUCCAAGCCACGCCAGGAGGACUACCCUCCAAGCCACGCCAGGAGGACUACCCUCCAAGCCACUCCAGGAGGACUACCCUCCAAGCCACGCCAGGAGGACUACCCUCCAAGCCACGCCAGGAGGACUACCCUCCAAGCCACGCCAGGAGGACUACCCUCCAAGCCACUCCAGGAGGACUACCCUCCAAGCCACGCCAGGAGGACUACCCUCCAAGCCACGCCAGGAGGACUACCCUCCAAGCCACGCCAGGAGGACUACCCUCUAAGCCACUCCAGGAGGACUACCCUCCAAGCCACGCCAGGAGGACUACCCUCCAAGCCACGCCAGGAGGACUACCCUCCAAGCCACGCCAGGAGGACUACCCUCCAAGCCACUCCAGGAGGACUACCCUCCAAGCCACUCCAGGAGGACUACCCUCCAAGCCACUCCAGGAGGACUACCCUCCAAGCCACGCCAGGAGGACUACCCUCCAAGCCACGCCAGGAGGACUACCCUCCAAGCCACUCCAGGAGGACUACCCUCCAAGCCACGCCAGGAGGACUUCCCUCCAAGCCACUCCAGGAGGUCUACCCUCCAAGCCACUCCAGGAACGUCGCCUACAUUGUGCUGAGACGGCUUAGAAAUGUUGAGCCUAUGAGCAACAGGAUUUUUUUCCGGCAGGAUUGA